AUGUGGGCUCCUAAGAAGAAAGAACAGCAGCAGAAGAUGUCCCUCGGGGCCUUCCUGCAGGAAGAAAAGUUUGGUGGAUCCUGGGCCGAUGAAGUCGAGGACACGAUCGGCUCUCAGCCUCUUCCUCCCGCCGGCGGUCGGGCUGGCUACUCCAGCUACGGAGGCUUUGGCGGAGACCGCGGUGGCGACCGACCUGCCUACUCCACCCGCGAAUAUCCUACCGAACUCCCCACCAGACCUCCCUACACUGCCCACCUGGGCAAUCUUUCCUACGAAGCGACCCAAGAGAGCGUCACCGAUUUCUUCGCGGACUGUGAUAUCACCAGCGUUCGCAUCAUCGAGGACAAGAUCGAGCAGCGACCGAAAGGCUUCGCCUAUGCCGAGUUUCGUGACGUCGAAGGUCUGAAGAAGGCAUUGCAGCUGGACGGCGAGAGCUUCCAAGGCCGCGGCAUUCGGAUCAAGAUUGCGGAUCCUCCCAAGGGGAACUACGGCAGCGACCGCGACAACUCGGCACGAGACCUUAGCAGCUGGGACAGGAAGGGACCCUUGCCCGACUUGCCGCGCAGCGAGCGGCGCACCGACUUCAGUGAGCGACGUGGACCCCCUCGUGAUGGGCCGGCCGAUGAUGGCAAGGUCCGUGACUUUGGCAACUGGGAGCGCAGAGGCCCCUUGUCUCCCAUGCCACAAGCAGAGCGCCCAGGAUCUCGUGACGGUAGCCGCCCUCAGACGAACGACGGCAACCGCGAUUCAUUCCGGGAGAGACGUGCAUCUCCUGCGACCUGGGGUGAGGGACGUCCUGAGGGAUCACGACCGCCCC
Pseudomassariella vexata is the source of this 817-nucleotide messenger RNA. RefSeq lists its product as uncharacterized. The record is from RefSeq and is a predicted model, not a curated record. Gene Ontology annotation, molecular function: RNA binding. The annotation marks the transcript as partial. NCBI's taxonomy places the organism in Eukaryota, Fungi, Ascomycota, Sordariomycetes, Amphisphaeriales, Pseudomassariaceae. The transcript is spliced from 5 exons.